This is a messenger RNA of Penicillium maclennaniae, 1215 nucleotides long. Its product is annotated as thiolase family protein. Gene Ontology annotation, biological process: phenylacetate catabolic process; fatty acid beta-oxidation. The transcript has 4 exons. Bases 1 to 1215 code for a protein of 404 amino acids. NCBI's taxonomy places the organism in Eukaryota, Fungi, Ascomycota, Eurotiomycetes, Eurotiales, Aspergillaceae. Gene Ontology annotation, cellular component: peroxisome. The record is from RefSeq and is a predicted model, not a curated record. Gene Ontology annotation, molecular function: acetyl-CoA C-acyltransferase activity.
AUGUUGAGAAGGACCGCAGGAGAAGUAUUGAAGAAGAGCCCGAAAGAUGUGGUUGUGCUUUCCGCAGUGCGGAGUCCCAUCGCACGUGCGUUCAAGGGAGGGUUCAAAGAUGCUUAUCCAGAGGAGAUUCUGAUGCCGGUUAUGCAAGCUGCCAUCCAACGAGCUAAAAUCGAGCCGGGCCAAGUGAACGACGCUCUCAUCGGCAAUGUCCUCGCCGAGCUGGGAUUCGCAAAGACUGGACGUAUGGCGCUCAAUGCAGCAGGUUUUCCUAACUCCACGACUUUCCACACAGUGAACCGACAAUGCUCGAGUAGUCUACAGGCCAUUACCCAUAUUUCACAUUCGAUUCUGGCUGGGCAGAUCGAUGUUGGCCUCGGCGGUGGAGUCGAGAGUAUGUCUCGAAAUUAUGCGACCAGGGGAAUCCCAGUCGAUGUUUCUCCCGAUCUGAAAGAUUCGGAAGUCAAGGACGCACGCGACUGUAUUCUUCCUAUGCUGCAGACGUCGGAAAAUGUUGCCUCGCGAUAUGGUAUCACUCGCCAUGAGCAGGACGAGUUUGCAGCGGAGAGCCAGAGGCGGGCAAGCGAGGCCCAGAAGUCCGGCAGAUUCCUUGCGGAGAUCGUACCGGUCCGAGUGAGGCAUAUCAGCGAGGGAAUUGACGAGGAGAGCUUUCAUGUGGUUGAGCGGGACGAGGGUAUUCGCCACGGCGUUACCGUCGAUAAGUUGGCGACUCUCAAGCCUGUACUCGAGAAUGGAUUCAGUACGGCUGGCAAUUCGUCUCAAAUUUCUGACGGUGCGUCAAGCACCAUCCUUGCUCGCCGGUCCUGGGCUGAAGCUCAUGGUCUGAGACCCAUUGCCCGAUUUGCGGGCACUCAGGUGGCUGGAUGUGCUCCGGACGAGAUGGGCAUUGGGCCCAUUUUUGCUAUCCAAAACUUGUACAAGUACCUGGGUGUUGAAAACAAGGACGUUGACAUUGUUGAGAUGAAUGAGGCAUUUGCAAGCCAGUCAAUUUAUUGUCUCCGAGAGUUAGGCCUUGACCUGGACAAAGUCAAUCCCAAUGGUGGUGCUAUUGCCCUGGGUCACCCCGUUGGAGCCACUGGAGCCAGGCAAGUUGCGACUCUGCUGGCUGAAUUACAGAGGCAGGACAAGGAGAUGGGUAUUGUGAGCAUGUGUGCUAGCACUGGUAUGGGAGUUGCAUCUCUUUUCAUUCGAGAAUAG